Ziziphus jujuba (common jujube) is the source of this 1549-nucleotide messenger RNA. RefSeq names its product serine/threonine-protein kinase OXI1. The coding region runs from base 17 to 1420 and encodes 467 amino acids. Gene Ontology annotation, molecular function: protein serine/threonine kinase activity; ATP binding. The record is from RefSeq and is a predicted model, not a curated record. Gene Ontology annotation, biological process: protein phosphorylation. The transcript has 2 exons. NCBI's taxonomy places the organism in Eukaryota, Viridiplantae, Streptophyta, Magnoliopsida, Rosales, Rhamnaceae. Gene Ontology annotation, cellular component: nucleus; cytoplasm; plasma membrane.
AACUCUCGGGUCGCAAAUGCCCGCUUUCUCAAUAAAAGAAGAAGUGUGUGCCAAAUCGGAAACAGAGUAUUAUCUCUCCCAAACUCACGGAUCAACCUCUCACCUGACCGCCAUGGACGACGACGAAGAUCAUCAUCACCGCCAUGAUAAUAACAACAACAAUAGUACUUGUCAAAUCCCUUCUUUGGAUUUUCAGAGUCUUAAAGUGAUCUCUGCUCUGGGCCGCGGAGCCAAAGGAGUUGUGUUUCUUGUGAAGGACGAAAAGCGUGAUGAAACUGUAGCUCUCAAGGUAAUCUCUAAGGCCUUGAUCGAGAAGAAAGCCAAAGCUGUUGAUGGCCAAGGAAAUGAGUAUAGGAGGGUUUGUUUCGAACAACAAGUACUACGUCGUUUUCAGCAUCCGCUUUUCCCGAAAUUGCGCGGCGUUUUGAACACGGAGAAGCUCGUUGGAUACGCUAUGGAUUACUGCCCUGGCCGCGAUCUUAGUUCUCUUAGAAAGAGACAGACUGAGAAAAUGUUUUCCGACGAUGUCAUCAGAUUUUAUGCAGCGGAAUUGGUUCUUGCAUUAGAAUAUCUGCAUAAGUUGGGGAUAGUUUACAGAGAUUUGAAGCCAGAGAACAUCAUGAUCCAACAAAACGGCCACAUCAUGAUCGUCGAUUUCGAUCUCUCCACAAAACUCUCCGCCAGACUCUCUCCCAAGAAGACUCAGUCCGAUCGAGUUUCCAAAUCCGUGUCGUUGAAGAAGAAAAAGCAACGGUUCCCAUCGUUCCAUUGCUUCUGCAACUCAGGCAUUUCGCCUGACGAUUCGGCCGCCGCCACCGCUCCCGAACCACCAGUGGACUCCGUGAAAACCUAUUCGGACUCGUCGGAGAAGUCAAAUUCCUUCGUCGGAACAGAGGAGUACGUGGCACCUGAGAUCGUUUCCGGCGACGGCCACGAUUUCGCCGUUGAUUGGUGGUCCCUCGGGGUUGUUCUAUACGAAAUGCUGUACGGACACACGCCAUUCAGAGGCAGUAACAGGAAGGAAACGUUUUACCGGAUUCUAACGAAGUCGCCGGAGCUGACGGGAGAAACGACGCCGUUGAGGGACUUGAUCAGGAAGCUUCUGGAAAAAGAUCCAACACGGAGAAUCGAAGUGGAUGAAAUCAAGGGCCAUGAUUUCUUCGCAUGUGUCGACUGGGAUUCGAUAACGCAAAUCUCAAGGCCGCCGUAUAUUCCCGAUCAUGCAAACGAGUGGAGAGAAGAAAAGGAAAUUGAUGUGGAAUCGGUUAUCCGUGGCAUAUUCGGUGGCGGUGAAAAUGAAAAUAAUAAAGGAGAAAAAGAUGAUAAUAAUAAUAAUGAUAACAAUAAUGUAGUUGCCAAGGUGUGGGUCGAAGGUCUGAAUCCCAAACCCAGUGAAGAGGAUAAAUUUCGUGAAUUUUAACAAAAUUCUUUCUCAAUAUUCUUUUUUUUUUCUUUUUUUUCUUUUUUUCUAAUGAACCUAAGCCAUGUAUUAAAUAUAUAUAUAUAUAUAUGUAUAAAAUAACGUCGCCUCUUAUAACAAGUUUCCCAA